GUCGCCCUCAGUGAGCUCCGUGGAAGAAAGAGAAUGACCCGUGGAAAUCAACGUGACCGUGACCGCGAACGUGCACAAAAGAAGACUGGCGCAGCCAAAAAGCCGAAGGAGAGCAACACGAGCUUGCAGCAGAGGAAGGAGAGGGAUGCUGAAGCGAUGAGGGUGAAGAAGGAGGCAAAAGACAAGGCGACUGCGGAGACUGCAGGGGGAGGGGCGAAGUAGCAUUCGUUCUGCCGUCGAGUUGAUGGCUGCAUCGAGUUCUGAAUGGGGUUACUGAGUCGGAGAAGCGGCGCGAGAGGUGUUGAGAAAUAUGCUGGGGGAUGUUGGAGAACAAGCGCCAAGCAGGAGACAACGGAUAUCCUUCACUUUGUACUACUUUUUAUUUCCACCUUCCAAGACCCACUCAUCAUCGUCAGUCAAUCGACUUGGUUGUCUUCAUGGCGGUUAGCUCCCACCAGAGAACAACCUGCUUAACCC
Dacryopinax primogenitus is the source of this 477-nucleotide messenger RNA. Its product is annotated as four F5 protein. The coding region runs from base 34 to 222 and encodes 62 amino acids. NCBI's taxonomy places the organism in Eukaryota, Fungi, Basidiomycota, Dacrymycetes, Dacrymycetales, Dacrymycetaceae. The transcript is spliced from 3 exons. The record is from RefSeq and is a predicted model, not a curated record.